Messenger RNA from Mycena citricolor, 4678 nucleotides. Lineage: Eukaryota; Fungi; Basidiomycota; Agaricomycetes; Agaricales; Mycenaceae. The record is from the annotation of a GenBank genome assembly.
AUCUGACAGUGAUUGGCUUGACUCGUCCCACUUGGAGUGGCAUCUGAUCAUAAAGCAACUCGUGCAAUUACCAAUCUUGCUCGCAGGCAAUGUAAUUGAGCUCGGCGGCCAACUUCGAGAACCACAAAGCCUCCUCAUUAUCUUCCAAGAGUAUCAGCGCAGUGCAGUGCAUCCUGUCUCUCAACGAGCAGCAAAAGCAGAUGAGAGGCUUCCGUAAUUCUGCAUCACUAUUUAAAUCUGCACAAGUCGAUGGCGGCAUCUCCUGUCUGAUUUUUAUGCAUCUGGCACGUCACUGAGAGCGCUCAGCAUCGUUCAAUGCAUCGUCCGUCACAGACGCCCGGAACAGAUGACAGUGGAUUGUUCUCUUGGGCAAAAAUCUCCCGUCGUCGAUGGCUGUGCGUGCCAUCCGGACCGAUGGCCUCGCAGGAAAAGUCAUUCGCUUGAUCUCGACCUCCUGAUGGGCUGCUCUCUGGUUCACUUAGAUUGAGAGUUCGGUCGCUCGCCUCAAGCAUAGCGUCGCAGAUCACGCUGUAACCCGACCAGCCUGGAUAACUUGAAAGUUCGGGGUCCUGCAUGUGCUUGCUGUUCGGAGAUGAAGGAACAAACAUUCUGUCUCCGCUUAUCCGUGCAUGGGUCAAUCGACACCGUCCGGUAUUCGAUUGAUAGUGAUGGCGGACAGCCUAGCUCUGCGCCCACAACACAAACAUGACACCACGGGUCCCGACUCUCCCCGGUCUUCUAGGUCUGGCCCGUGCGCUCUGUUCCUCGCCCAUCCACAGUCAGUCGCCUUCACGCUUCUCGACGCUAGCAGUUCACACUCUAAUUCUCGUGUGUUUCCCGUCGACGUCAUAACAGUCCAUGUCCAUCAGAGACUGUAGAAGUGCUGGCACCAAGGACAACGAUGAGAAAGUUCACGUCUUCCUUGGCUGGAUGGCGACUGCACGUGAGCCUCGGUGCGGACAUUUCAAUGGCCGGCGUUGAUUAUCAACUGCUGCUCGUCGCACUGUUGCUGGGACCCCAGAGCAGACGCAAUAGAAUUGAUCAAGUGAAGUGCCCUAUCAUCUUGACAUUGGCCGACGCAGAAUGAGAGAGAAAUUCGCCGGACAUCGUGAAGGAUAUUGAGUGCGUUCUGCGCGGGCCAGCUUUGGUGCCCCACGAUACUGUAGGGCCGAAAUGACGUACACAGCGCGUGUGCACUUACGCUGUAUGCACGGGCAUUGGUCCGUCCGGGGACAGAGAAGCCUGCACGGGGUCGACGGUAAUGAAUGCAUGCGGUCGUCGGCCUGCAUGGGUCUCGAUCGACGACCGGUUGCAAGCAUGAGCGAGACUAGAACAUGGGAGCAGUCCAAGCACAUGCGGACGCUGGCCCUGACCUUGUCAAGGUCUCUAGCUCGACGCACGACACGAGGGAGAACCCAGAAAUCUGAAAGAAGGCGGAGGCCGAAAGAGCGGACGAAGUGAUAGCCUUAGAUGCCGUGGUUUGCGGAUGAGCUUCCACAGGACAAACUGACAGCGAUGGACGGGGCUGGUGGGUGAGACACCAGGCUCGGAGGCCCGUGGUACCUGGGAGAGCUACUUAUCGCAGCCGGAUCAAAGACCCCGGACACUGGGCUCGUUUGCUUGCUAAAUUGUUUGGGCAAGAAACUAAAUCAUUUUGGUCCUUCCAAGGCUGCCCUCUCGCGCAUUCUGCUUGCGCCCUCCCUCCUGCCUCCUCUGCUGCCGUUCCCAUCCCGUCCGACAUCCGCAUCUCAUCUGUCUCUUAAAACGGCAGUCUCUAUGAUGCCAGAGGACAGUUGUUCGUCAGCGGCGACUACUUCUCCAGUAGCUCCGCGGCCCAAGCCUCCAAAAACAUCCUCCGCUGGUUCUGUCCGAGGACGAACCUCUCCCGGCCCCGACUCAUCCGACGCUUCCCGUCCCACCAAGCGCGCACGCAAAGCCAUCAACUGUGAGCCCUGUCGGAACAGCAAGCUCAAAUGCGACCGAAACCGCCCGUGUUCAUCGUGUGUGCUGAGAGGAACCGCUACAUCCUGUUAUCAGGACGGCCGGGGCCCUGAACCUGGGGAAUACGGCCCCCGCGGAGAUGAUGGUGCUCAACGCGUUGAUCCUGCCCAGGAAUUCGCCCGACUGAGACAGUCCAUAUCGCUCCUCGAAGCCUACGUGUUUCCGUCGCGUCCAUAUGCCAAUAAUCGGCGACCUCCCGAGUCACCUGGCUCCGUCGUCCUCAAGAAGGAGCCAGUGGACAUGGACAUGUCAGAGAGGGCCACACCGACGAGCGUGACCCCAGGGAUGCUCGGUUCUCGCGAGAAGGGUGGGUUAUAUACAGGAGUCACAGCGACGACAUCACAUCUACUCCUGUCCAACCCUGACGCUCGUAGCUCUGAAGAAUCGGACCCAGAUCGACCCGCGACCUUCAGCCGACCGUCGCCGCCGCCACCGCUAACCAGCUCAAACGAAUACGACCGCGACCUUCUCGCUUUGCUCCCUUCCAUCGAAGCGAUCGAUGGGUUGAUCGCGUAUUACUUCGAAUUCUGCAACUGGAUCUACAGGCAUGUGAACCAACACGUCUUCCUCACGCACUGGGAGAGGUACAAGAGCGGGACUUCUGCGGACCGCGUUAUCCUUAGCACGGCAUGCGUCAUCAUGGCUCUAGCCACGUACUACCUUCCUCCUCAGCACCGGCUAUUGGAGCAUGCCCUGGAGCAGGCGCAAAGCCAGGGCGAACCUAUACCCCAUGAGCAACUGGGGCUGAGAUACUUCGAUGUGUCUACGACGGCCCUGCAGCGGAGGAUGAGCGACGAUCGCUCGUACUCGCUGGAGUUGAUCGAGCUGUUGUUGAUUCGGUGUCAUUACAUGACCACGACCAAGCGUGAUGGGGAGGAGAUUUGGCAUGCCAAGGGCGAAAUCGUCACUAUCGGGACUGCGAUGGGCCUGCACCGAGAUCCAGGGCGAUGGAGGAUGCACCGGGAUAUCGCCGAACGCCGACGUUGGGCAUGGUGGCACAUUGUGCUUUUGGAACGAUGGCAGGCAUUCAUGUUUGGCCGUCCGAUAUCCAUCUCCUCCCAUCAUUUCGAUACUCAACUGCCCUCGUAUUGCGACCCAUCGCUAGACAAGAGCGGGCGCCUGUACUUGCCCAACAUCGCUUUGUUCCGACUCGCGUUCAUCCUCGGCGAUAUUAUGGACGAUGCUGUUUCCGUUCGACCUGUCCCGUACAACAGCAUUCUUGCGAAUGAUCGGGCGCUGGCUUCAUGGAUGGAAACACUUCCCCACGAGCUUGAUCUAGAUGAAUACCGUUUGGCACGAAAUCUGGCAUCGCUGAACCUGGCAACCCGACGGCUCGGCGUGCAAAGCGUUGUCGUCAGGACAUCGUACUUCCACAUCCGAUUUACGCUGCACCGGCAGUUUGCGAGCGCUGCGGCGAAGCCAGGGACUGGAUUGGGACAUGUGUCGCCCGAACAGUGUGCCCAGAGCCUAGAGAUCGCGGUCACCGCAGCGGACCAACUGAUCACCAUGACGAGCCAGGCGCGGCCCGACUUCCUCGCACCUGGCACUUCGACGAGCCCGGGCGCCAACGCGAGUGCGGGUCUUGCUGUGCCGGGACACAUGAACUGGGGCCCGUUCCACUGUUUCUCUGCUGCCAUGUUCUUCUCGUUCCAGUUGAUUGCGAACCCUGAGCAGGCCGGCGCCUCGUUUUUCCGAAAUAGUGUCCGGAAAGCCAUGUCGACUCUCGAGCUCCAUCGGGGCGCUGGGGUUGCCGAACGGGGACUGGAUGUGCUCAACAGUCUGGCCCCACUCUACGACCCGGACUUCCGGACACUGAGUGGCUCUGACCGGGAGCGGGAAAAGGCGCGGAUCUUGGGUGUUGUGCGGCGGCUUGCGUUCCCGUACCACGACAAGCAGGAACGGAAAGUGUUUGGCGAGAGCCCGCGAGCUAUGGCGAUGGGCGGGCCGGGGCACGGCCAUGGCAUGAGCUCGCCGGCGAAUUCCACCUCGGUCAGUCCGCCGCUGGGCCUCGUUUCGGCACUGCCCAGCGCGCACUACGGGGACAGCGGAGGGCUCCAGAAUCUGUCCUCGGUCAGAAACACGGGCCCCAGCGCAUCGGCAUCCGCGCUGUACCCGCAGUCCGCCGCGGACAUGCGCUCGCCGCCGGCCGUGAUGUCACCCAACAAUCUCGCGCACCAUCCCCACCACCACCCGCAGCACAACAGCCAUGCGUAUUCCGACCAGCCCCGAUACCAGCUUCCGCCGCCCGCGCAGCCGCCGGCUUAUGGCGGUCCCGGCGAUAUGUCCCGGUACGCCACUGGUGGCUAUGCGCAGCACGGGGUGGACGACGAGACGGUCUGGGGUGCCGCGAUGGGCUUCAACCAUGGCGAAUGGACGCAGUUCCUGGACGUCCUGAGACCGGAGCAGGCGCCGGGGCGAUGAAGCGGGACCUGGUGAAUAUCCUGGAUACUCGCCUGUUUCGUCCUGUUUUCUUUCUUGUGUCCCAUUGCCCAUUCGGAUGCGGUUUUGUAGUCUAGUGUUGGAUAUUUUUGUCCUUGCUGUCUUGUUUUCAUUUGUAGCUGUGUAGACCACUUAUUCAUAACACCGUGUACUGUAGAUAUCUUACGGAUCCCAUUUGAAUGUUCCACGUUAGUCUGAUGUCGUAUUCUGUGUUUGAAAUAGAAACAAUGGCAACUCA